Messenger RNA from Anthonomus grandis grandis, 910 nucleotides. It is a transcript of the gene vih, whose product is annotated as probable ubiquitin-conjugating enzyme E2 C. Bases 122 to 649 code for a protein of 175 amino acids. The transcript has 3 exons. The record is from RefSeq and is a predicted model, not a curated record. Lineage: Eukaryota; Metazoa; Arthropoda; Insecta; Coleoptera; Curculionidae.
CAGAUGUCAAUCAAUCAUAUUUUAACGAACUUUUCGAUCGAGAAGGUUUUUUUGAUCAAUUUUUCGGAAUACCUUUGGUACAUAAUAGAAUUUGGGUAUUAAAAUAAUUUUUUGUCACGAAAUGGCACAAAACGUCAACCCCUUCUUUGAACAACAGGCGAACAGCCCUUCCAAAGAAAGUGAAGUAACAAAACGGCCCCAAAACGAUGGUCAUGCAGUGACAAAGAGGUUACACAAAGAAUUAAUGACCCUCAUGAUGUCACAAGAUAAGAGCAUUUCAGCCUUUCCAGAAGGAGAAAAUCUUUUCAACUGGAUAGGAACCAUUGCGGGACCUAAAGACUCAGUUUAUGAGGACCUUAAAUUUAAAUUGAGCUUUCAGUUUCCCAAUUCAUACCCUUACACAGCCCCAGUAGUCAAGUUCAUUACACCUUGUUUCCAUCCAAAUGUUGAUACUAGUGGAAAUAUUUGUUUGGAUAUUUUGAAGGAUAAAUGGUCAGCAUUGUAUGAUGUCAGAACUAUUUUAUUGUCAAUUCAAGCCUUACUUGGUGAACCUAAUGUAGACAGCCCCCUGAAUGCCCUUGCUGCAGAAAUUUGGCCAAAGAAAGAUUCCUACAAAAGGCAUGUGCUUGAAAUGUAUAAAGAGGUCUAACAAUUAAAAAAUAUUUAGGGUAUUUAUCAUUCAUUUAUUCAGGAUCUUCUAAUCCAAAUUGCUUGUAUUUAAAAUUAUUACUUUUUCUUGUAUAUUGAACUACAUGGCAUUUCAGUCUUUCUUGUGCUCGAAAAAUAUUUUUCUUAAAAGAACCACAUAAUUAUAAGGUCCUGAAUAAUUAUUUAUUAUACAGUCUCUUAGAUUUCCUUUUUUAUGUGUUCACACGGGUGAUUAUUAAUAUAAUUUUUAAUUUAAUAUAAA